Molecule: messenger RNA, 360 nt
Organism: Hibiscus syriacus
Lineage: Eukaryota; Viridiplantae; Streptophyta; Magnoliopsida; Malvales; Malvaceae
Exons: 1
Coding region: 1-360 (119 amino acids)
Source: RefSeq, a predicted model, not a curated record
AUGGUCACUACUGAAGAAUUCAGCUUCCCUACCACCACCACCGAUUUGUUCAGCUGUGGCAUCGAAUCGCCACCGUUAUGGAACGUUUCUCCAGCGGUGUCUCCCGUUCGAAAAGCCAAAGGUAAAGAAGGAGAACAUGAGAAUGAAGAGGAGAAGAUGGACAUGUUGUGGGAGGAUUUCAAUGAAGAAUUGGGAGGCGGAAGUAGAGAAAGGUCUUCGGAACAAAAUACGAAAUUAUGGAAAAUCAAUGGAGGCAUGUUUUCUUCAAGCACAAGAAGGGUAGGCAUUCGCGUUUUCAUGAAGGUUUUAAGAAAACUCUUUUUGCUCCAUAGUUCUCAGGUUCCCACAUGCCAAAUAUAA